AUGGAAUGCUUGGGAAUUGGAGGCAAGAAAGGUGAACUGAGAGAUCGUCAUUUUUGUGUUUAUCGAAAGUCGACAUGUAAAUAUAUGACCAUGAAACAGUGUCCACGACUAGUGAUCAUCGAUGGUGACGUAAGAAAUGGAAUGUUAACCCUAACAACCCCAGAACAUGAACCAAUUCAAGUGGACAUUCACAAAGUUCUGGCUGCAAAUCAGAUUGUUAAUGUGAAAACAGCGCCAUCAUCAAAACUUCAAUUUCGAGUUGCUAAUCCGAACUCUCAAGCGGACAAAUAUUCAUGGGUAUUACGGCCCGGGUAUUGUCAAUAUUCAAUAUCGACGAGUUGUCGUGUCGAGAAAUCUGAUCUGACGAUGAAUGUCUUGCUAGGCUCAAUUCCGAUGUAA
Anisakis simplex (herring worm) is the source of this 399-nucleotide messenger RNA. The record is from the annotation of a GenBank genome assembly. NCBI's taxonomy places the organism in Eukaryota, Metazoa, Nematoda, Chromadorea, Rhabditida, Anisakidae.